Camellia sinensis is the source of this 1283-nucleotide messenger RNA. RefSeq names its product sphingolipid delta(4)-desaturase DES1-like. Gene Ontology annotation, cellular component: membrane. Lineage: Eukaryota; Viridiplantae; Streptophyta; Magnoliopsida; Ericales; Theaceae. The record is from RefSeq and is a predicted model, not a curated record. Gene Ontology annotation, molecular function: sphingolipid delta-4 desaturase activity. Gene Ontology annotation, biological process: ceramide biosynthetic process.
AUGUCCUAGCUGUAAAACCAGAGGGAGAGAGAGAGAGAGAAAAGAGGGGAGAGAGAGAGAGAGAUGGGAGUGGAUGAGAGAGGUGGAGUAAUGGCGACAGACUUCUUCUGGGCAUACACGGACGAGCCUCACGCUUCUCGUAGAAGACAGAUCCUCUCUCAGUACCCUCAAAUCAAAGACCUCUUUGGUCCCGAUCCUUGGGCAUUUCUCAAGAUUACUGUGGCAGUUUUGCUUCAGCUAUGGACUGCUACUUUCCUCCACAAUGCUGGUUGGUUGAAGAUAUUGACAAUAGCCUAUUUUUUUGGCUCUUUUCUCAACCAUAACCUCUUCUUAGCCAUUCACGAGCUCAGUCACAAUCUAGCCUUCUCUACUCCAGUGUAUAACCGCUGGCUUGGCAUUUUCGCUAAUCUCCCCGUUGGUGUGCCCAUGUCUGUCACCUUCCAAAAGUACCACCUUGAGCACCAUCGCUUCCAAGGAGUGGAUGGCGUUGACAUGGACAUUCCAACCCUCACUGAAGCUCAUCUUGUGACAAAUGUCGUCACGAAAUCCAUAUGGGUCAUCCUCCAACUUUUCUUCUAUGCUCUCCGACCUCUGUUUAUCAAACCUAAACCCCCUGGUAUGUGGGAGUUUGUUAAUUUGAUUGUCCAAGUGACCCUUGAUGCAACCAUCGUUUAUUUUUGGGGUUGGAAAUCUUUUGCAUAUUUGAUCCUUUCCACGUUUGUUGGGGGUGGUAUGCACCCAAUGGCUGGUCAUUUCAUCUCAGAACACUAUGUAUUCAACAAGGACCAAGAGACGUAUUCUUACUAUGGCCCGUUGAAUCUUAUGACGUGGAGCGUAGGUUACCACAAUGAGCACCAUGAUUUCCCUAGGAUUGCGGGGUGCAAGCUUCACAAGGUGAAGGAGAUUGCACCGGAGUAUUAUGAAGCUUUUGACUCAUAUAAAUCUUGGAGCCAAGUCAUUUACAUGUAUGUCAUGGAUCGGAACUGUAUGGGCCCUCAGCAGGAUGAAGAAAGCUUAUAAAUAAAGACUGGCUAAGAAGUCUGAAUAGGUACUCUUAUUGUUAACCUUUUUUUUUUGUUCUUUAAACUCUUCGUCUUCCAAGAAUCAGUGUAACAUACUACUUUUUUGGUUUUUUAAUUAUAUUGUUUGUAUCAUUUUGAAGGGAAUGUUUUGAGGGGUUAAUUUCAUUUUUUAACCAUUCUUCUCUACAUUUUUUCUUUCAAAUCUAUUAUUGGAUGACCUAGAAUGGUUAUAUAAGCAUGUUUUAUGUGGUUUAUUGAUGA